Messenger RNA from Neospora caninum, 807 nucleotides. RefSeq lists its product as hypothetical. The transcript is spliced from 5 exons. Gene Ontology annotation, molecular function: structural constituent of ribosome; RNA binding. The record is from RefSeq and is a predicted model, not a curated record. Lineage: Eukaryota; Apicomplexa; Conoidasida; Eucoccidiorida; Sarcocystidae. Bases 1 to 807 code for a protein of 268 amino acids. Gene Ontology annotation, biological process: translation. Gene Ontology annotation, cellular component: ribosome; cytosolic small ribosomal subunit.
AUGGCAGAACGCGGCAGCUUUGGACGUGGCUUCGGCCGAGGGGGAGGGCGUGGCAGAGGACGCGGCCGUGGAAGAGGCCGAGGAGGAGCAGAAGACGACUUGAAAGAUUGGGUGCCCAUCACGAAGCUGGGACGCCUCGUCCGUGAUGGAAAGAUCUCCUCCAUCGAAGAGAUCUACCUGUUCUCUCUGCCCAUCAAGGAGUACCAGAUCAUCGAUCACUUCUUCCAGCCUGGGAACUGCGCUGCUCCCCUGAAGGACGAUGUGAUGAAGAUCAUGCCUGUCCAGAAGCAGACCCGUGCCGGUCAGCGAACUCGUUUCAAGGCCUUCGUCGCUGUUGGUGACUCUAAUGGUCACUGCGGUCUCGGCGUCAAGUGCGCUAAAGAAGUUGCCACCGCCAUCCGAGGGGCCAUCAUUGCGGCCAAGCUCAGUCUUGUUCCCGUGCGCCGAGGAUACUGGGGUAACAAGAUCGGUGAGCCCCACACAGUGCCGAUGAAGGUUUCGGGCCGAUGUGGAUCCGUGCGCGUCCGUCUCAUCCCGGCACCCCGUGGCACGCACAUUGUCGGCGCUCCGACGACCAAGAAGAUUCUGGGUUUCGCUGGCAUCAAGGACUGCUUCUCGAACUCGAAGGGAUCUACAAAGACAAGAGGCAACUUCAUGAAAGCGUUGUUCGAUGCCCUUAGCCAGACCUACGGGUACUUGACACCCGAGCUGUGGGCUCCGACAGUUUACACGAAGUCUCCGUACCAAGAAUGGUCCGACUACCUGGCUCGGACGUCCAAGGAUGCUCUGUCGCGACCGCUCGCGUAG